Molecule: messenger RNA, 706 nt
Organism: Pungitius pungitius (ninespine stickleback)
Lineage: Eukaryota; Metazoa; Chordata; Actinopteri; Perciformes; Gasterosteidae
Gene: anapc16
Product: anaphase promoting complex subunit 16
Exons: 4
Coding region: 145-471 (108 amino acids)
Biological process (GO): protein ubiquitination
Cellular component (GO): kinetochore; anaphase-promoting complex; cytosol
Source: RefSeq, a predicted model, not a curated record
CCGCUUUGAACGUAAAACAUAGCCGUUGUCGUAAAACACUGGCAAGAGCCAAUGUAACAACAUAACCAACUGUACGGAUUCAAAGUCGUUAUAGUUUUACUUGUACAUCGACGGGAAGUCAACGUCCUGUUUUAAAAAAGUUCAAUGGCAGCGUCUACUUCGUCUUCCUCUGCGGGAGGUGUGAGUGGCAGCUCGGUAACUGGCUCUGGAUUCAGUGCAUCAGAGCUCAUCCCCCCAAGAAAAGUCCUGUACACGUAUCCCAAAGGUGCAGGUGAAAUGAUGGAAGAUGGUUCCGACAGAUUUUUAUGCGAGUCUGUGUUCAGCUACCAGGUUGCCUCCACACUUAAACAGGUCAAACACGAUCAACAAGUGUCUCGAAUGGAGAAACUGGCGAGUUUGGUGGAGGAGCUGGAAGCAGAUGAGUGGCGUUACAAACCAAUAGAACAGCUCCUGGGAUUUACACCUUCUUAAAUAGAGUGACCCAGAUGCCUUUGGUCAACAUAUCAGCCAAGUCAUUAGAGAGGGUUUAUUUCAGUUAAUAAAUUAUAUAUAUUUUUUAUUGUUUCAUUAUAUGAGUGUGACAUAUCUGGAGCUUGAAUGUGAAAGGAUUAUUUAAUCACUUUGACUACUGUAUGAGUGUGUUUUUCUGUUCCUUUUUAAAAACUAUUUGACUUUGCAUUCUAUAAUAAACCACUGUCAACAAAAA